Molecule: messenger RNA, 3851 nt
Organism: Sitophilus oryzae (rice weevil)
Lineage: Eukaryota; Metazoa; Arthropoda; Insecta; Coleoptera; Curculionidae
Product: rhoGEF domain-containing protein gxcI-like
Exons: 19
Coding region: 185-3709 (1174 amino acids)
Biological process (GO): axon guidance
Cellular component (GO): cytoplasm
Molecular function (GO): guanyl-nucleotide exchange factor activity
Source: RefSeq, a predicted model, not a curated record
UCCUUUUUACACGAUUGUAUCUAAAAUAUUACAAAACUAGUCAAACAUGUUACUAUGUUAAGAAUGAGUAAUAAUUUGAUAAUAACAUUUAGUAUCGUGUUAACUGUGUUACAAGAAUGUAAAAAAUAAAUAUUUAUAUUUUUUUUUCCAACACAGUACAGUAAAUAGUGAUUGGUAAAUAGAGAUGGGUGAACAUUUAGAAAAUAGACAUGUCUCUGACUUGACCAAUUUUUUCGAAAAUUUGCAGAGAACAAAUCAUUCAGUAUCUACCAUGCCUCUAACAUCAGAAAGUACGGACUCUAUCAGUACAAUGAAAACUGUAAAAGAAAUGGCAAAACAUUUUGAAAAUAGUACCUCGGGAAAUGUAUUGAACUUUUCAAAUGUCCAAAAACUGCAAAAUAUUCAAACAAUAAGAGGGAAAUCGCAAUAUAAAGCAUCAAAAAGUAAAGAACUCAAAGCAGGAGAUCAAGUUGAAGUAAAAUCUUGUAAAUUCAACAACAAAAUUUCAGAAUACGUAUGUGAUAAAAAUAUAUCUGCAACUUCGUCAAUAAGAAAUCUAGCAAAUAAUACAGAACGUAGCAAAACUAUUACAACAAGUGAAGAUUUACAAAAGAAAAGCAAACAAUUUAUGUCUAGUAGUAUAAAAAUUAGCGAAAAAAUCAAUAAAGAAGACGGAUUAUUUCGUAGUAGUGAACCAAUUCAAAAAGUAAGUCCUAAAAAUACAAAAGGAGAUGAGCUUGAAGAAAUUCGUAAAAAUCUGUUAUCCUAUAUGGAUAAAAUCAACGAAAUGAUGCAAAAUGAUGGGUAUAAUAUUGAUAGUGGCAAUAAUGAGAUUGAAAUAUGUGUCAAAGAUAAACCAGAAAUUAUCGACAAGCAAGACAUAGGAGUUCUCGAAGAAGCUUGUAACUUUAGCAUAUUUGAAAAUAAAAAUGCACUGAUAGAAAACUAUACAGAAGAAGAAAAACAAAUUUUAGGUAAUGAUUUGUUGAAAGCCACUGCAGUCACGAGUACAGGUGAUAUUGACAAUAUUGACAGAACCAGUAGCGAAAGUGGUAUUUUUGAUGAAGCAUCAAAUAGUUCUGAUAAUAUUUAUGAAGAAGUAUUCAUUGAUUCCAAUGAUCACUUGUAUCUGAAUUGCAAUUUUUAUGGCUUGUAUCCAAAGUACCAUAUUAACGAAAGCACGCUAUAUAAGAAUCAUGUCUUAAGUAACUAUCAACUAACAGAUACAAAAAACAAAUUAAAAUGUAUUAUUGAAGAAAUGAUACAAUCUGAAAAGGAAUAUAUUUUGGAUUUAUCAAUAAUUAUUUUUGAGUAUCAAAAACUGGUUAAGCUGGAUGGAAUCAGCAACUAUGAAGACAUUUUCGGAAACAUUGAAGAUAUCUAUAAGUUACAACUCGAGUUCUCUAAGCAGCUUGAAUUAUCAAAUCAACCUGAGGAUGUCUUGAAAACGUUUUGCCAACAUGAAACUUUGUUUAACAUGUAUCCAACAUUUUUUAAACAAACAUUAGACGGUAGCCAUGUUCUGGAAAAGUAUUCUGAUUUAUUACAGAAAAUUCAGAAGAAAACUAACAACCCACAAAAUCUGUCUUUUUACUUGGUAAAACCUCUACAGAGACUGGUCAAAUACAAGAUGUUUUUAGAAAGCAUAUAUAAGGAGCUUGAAGAAGAGCAAAGAGGGAUCUGGGAUACAUUCAAAGCCUUAAAAAUUGUAGAGUGGACUUUAUAUUGCGGAAAUCGAGAAGUUGCUAUUAGUUCUAUAUCAAAUAGCCCACUGAAGCCUGAAGAAUAUGGCGCAUUUAAGAAGGAAGACACAUUUUCAUUGGUCAGUCCAAAAAAACUAAAAGUGGCUGUAUAUUUAUUUAGUAAAGUUGUGGUUUUUGCUACGAAAACGAAAUGUACUAGUAGAUUUCAGUACUGGAAUAGUAUUUCAAUAAGUAGUCUUGGCAUAGUACUGACUCAUGAUAAAACACUACAUUUAGUGGAUUUUGAAAACAAAUCCAAAAAGAUCAAUUACGUCCUAAAAGCCAAAUCCAAAAAAUUGAAAGACGCAUGGUCAAAGGAAGUUGAAAACAUUUUGUGGAAAGAAUUCGAAGUACAAAAAGCGUCUACUAUGUCUAUAUCAUCAGAUUGGACAGGUUCUGUCGAUACUAUAAAAUCUGAAGAAGUUAUAUCAACACAUUCCGAAAAUAAUAGUUCAGAGAAUUCAUCGAAUACCGGAAGUGUUAAAAAUUUGCAAAAUAUUGAAGAAAUGUACGAAGAAAUAAAAAAUAAAAAAGCUGGAAGUAGUGAGGAUCUAGAAAAUUAUGGAAAUCUAUAUGAAAAUUCAAUAGUAAAUAAUCCUGCAGAUAAUGGUGCAUGUUGCAACAGUAUUUCAAACUGUGAGGAUUUAUACAAGAAUAGCAAACAAAUCUCUAAUUGUAAAAAAACUAGUGGUGGAAUAAGUAAUGAAACUAUAGAAAACUGUAAUGGAAAACCAAUUCAGGCAACGCAUCUUUAUGAAAACCUCAACGAUAUACAGAAAGAGGUGAUUGAAAAAUAUGGUAAAAAUGGGUUGUCUCAUAAAGAUGAAGCCAGUAACGUAGUUACUUUUGGAUAUAUUACUAAAAGUAUCGGUAAUGAGAGUGGUUUUUUUGAUGAAGCAGCAAACGGUUCUGACAGUAUUUAUGACGAUGUAUAUGAUGAUAGUGAUGACAUUACUGAUGACCACUCGUACACGAAUUGUAAUUGUUAUGGUUUUUAUUCCAAAAAUCUUAUCAACAAAAGUGUCCUAUAUGAGGAAAGUGUUUUAAGCAAUGAUCAGUCAGCUGAUACAAAAAAUAAAAUCAAAUUUAUUAUUGAAGAAAUGGUCCAAUCUGAGAAAAAAUACAUUUUGGAUUUAGAAAUAAUUAUAUAUGAAUAUCAAGAAUUGUUUAAACUAAGCGGAAUAAGUGACAUUGAAGAAAUUUUUGGAAAUAUCGAAGACAUAUAUAACAAGCAACUCCUUUUCUGUAAGCAGCUUGAAUUAGCCAAAGAACCUGAGGAUAUUUUAAAAUGUUUUUCCCAACAUGAGAGCUUGUUUAACAUGUAUCCAAUAUUUUUAAAACAAACCUUAUCAGCAAGUCAUGUAUUGGAAAAAUAUGAGGAAGCUUUACAGAAAGUUCAAAAGAAAACUAAUGAUCCUCUAAAUCUACCCUCGUAUUUGCUUAAACCUCUACAGAGGCUGGUGAAGUACAAGUUGUUUUUAGAAAAUAUCUAUAAGCAAGUCCAACGAGAAGAAAGAGUUGUCUAUGACUCUUUCGAAGCUUUAAAAAUCGUCAAGUGGAGCUUGUCUUUAGGUGAUCGAGAAGUUGCUAUUAGUUCCAUAGCAAACAGCCCUAUCAAACCUGAAGAAUACGGCGCUUUUAAGAAAGAAGAUAAAUUUUUAUUAGUCAGUCCAAAAAAACUAAACGUUGUUGUGUAUCUGUUUAGUAAAUUUGUUGUUUUUGCUACGAAAACUGAGUGUAGCAAUAGAUUUCAGUAUUGGAAUAGCAUUUCUAUAAAAAGCUUGAGUAUGGUACUUACAUAUGAUAAAACACUACAUUUAAUGGACUAUAGGAACAAAUCCAAAAAGCUGAACUACAUCCUUCAAGCCAGAACUGAGAGUUUGAAAAAGUUCUGGGCAAAAGAAAUUCAAGGUAUUUUGUGGAAAGAAUUUGAGGCAGAGAGAGAAAAGAGACUCAUGACUUUAUAAACUAAAAAUGUAAUAAAAAAAAUCACAUGGAAAACAUUGUAUUUUACUAUUUUAUUUAUUCUUUAACCGAAAAAAGGUAUAAUACACAUGGCAAUAUAAGUAAUUUUAUAUAAUAAGCAUAAGUAAAGUUUGUAUAAUCUAA